CGACUACGAGUAAUGAAGCGUGAACUCUGUCCCGCUCAUGAUCGACUAGAUCGUAAGCCACGAAUGUUGAAAACGGUAACGCGAGUCCUGCACGUAAUAGGUGGUCUGUUCUAUAUCAUUUGUCCUCCAUGGCCACCGUGGAUUAUUCACAAAAUCGCAUUUCGAGCACCAUCAAAGGGAGAGUACUACUUUCUNACUGCCCGUGACGCUGAAGGAGUCAAGAACCUGCAAAUAUGCCUACCACAUCUUUUACGGAAGAAACUGAAAGCGAUUGAUAUCUACUAUCAUAUUCUUCGGUGCAAGGUAUUGUACGAGGAUUUACGGAUAUGUGCAAUGGAGAUAAUGUGCGAACAAACAGAAAAGUGGCUACGAAGAACAGAAAACCGAAGGACUCGAUCACCAAAGCUGAUCAUAUUUGCACAGCCUAACAGUUCGGAUAUUGGAUGUUGCAUGCUGAUGGACCCUAACUUUGCUGACAUAGCGGACUUUCUCCGAUGUGACUUGCUUGUGUUCGAUUAUGCUGGUUAUGGUAUCAGUGAUGGAGAAGCUACGGAACAAACAGUAUAUGACAGUGUCGACAGAGUGUACAAGUACGCCACCGAAGAUUUAGGCUACGUUCCCAAAGACAUUAUACUGAUAGGAUUUAGUUUGGGAACAGCUGCUAUGGUGCAUAUUUUCGUGGAGUUUUUUCACAAAGAUUUAUUUGAACCAAAAAACAAUUAUAAUAAUAAAUUAACCGAUGAUGUAUCCUCCGUUACUGUUCACGACCUCCUUCCAUCUCUCGACCAAUUUGUUGAUGGCGACUCGCCGAAAAUCGGCAGUUGUGGUGUCGAAGAAUUUGUUGAGCCAGUUUUUAAGGUCCCCUUCGCCAUCGAAGGUAACACACCCAUUGGGUUUAACAUAGAGCGGAAAAGGUGA
This is a messenger RNA of Haemonchus placei, 918 nucleotides long. NCBI's taxonomy places the organism in Eukaryota, Metazoa, Nematoda, Chromadorea, Rhabditida, Trichostrongylidae. The record is from the annotation of a GenBank genome assembly.